CCUUCACCACUACAAGAAGCUUUCUUUGAUGUACCACGAUCCAAUUUUCGUUUUCGUUACAAUGGAUUGUCACACAGCGAAAACGAUCUACUGUUGUAGAGGCUCUAGCAAGGGGCCGAAGAUAGACGCCGACAUCCACAAAUGAUACCUGAGUAUCUAAAAUCUAAGAGGGCCUCGUCAAGUUGGUUGCCACCACUUUACCACCACUCUCACACUCUUAUCACAUGUUGUUACCAUUGGCCUGGACAUCUUCUACAUAGUACACUGGCAUCAGUCCAUCCACAGGAAAACCGGGCUCCAUUGUCACAAUCUCAAGACUGACGUCUGACCGGCCCCACCAGACCAGACAGCAGAGAGCAAUCUCACUUGUCAUCGGCCCUUACAGUGACGCCAGUGACUAAGUGUUCUGGCCUUCCAGAUACUGAAACACAUGGGUCUAACACGCCGAGAUUUUUCGGAAUCGAUAUCGGCCACCCUUCGGAGUCAGCGGCAACGCAUCGUGAUAUCAUGAAUAAGUACAUCUAUGAGCCAUUUCCCAUAGUUUAUCGUGUUUUCGUUUAUGGAAACUCAAAUACUCGCCAAAGGGACAAUUGUCCUACAGCCUGAUAAAACAUAGAAUCAUCAAACAAUCUAUUUACAACUACCUACAAAGUACUUACAUCAUGCCGCACUCUCUGCCGUCGUCGCCCAAGUCGACACCGUCGGAUGGUCGUAACGGCAUUACCAAAUUCACCAACUGUCGUAUUUUUAAGAACGACAAGUUAGUCGAGGAGGACCUAUGGGUCAACUCCAUCACUGGCAAAAUUAUUAGAAGCCAAGCUGCUUUCUAUGAUGAUUUCAUCCUCCCGGACGAGGUUGUCAACCUUGGUGGUCGUAUCUUAUCGCCGGGUCUUAUCGAAUCCCAGCUAAACGGUGCCUUUGGUUUCAACUUUUCUACUCUUCUCGAGCCUGCCGUGUACGCGAAGAAAGUCAAGGAGUUGAAUAAGCAAAUGGUCAAGACCGGCGUUACGUCUUACGUCCCUACUAUUACAAGCCAACGGAGCGAACUCUACAAACGGGCACUACCACAUCUCGCCCCGUCCGGAUACUUGCAGGUUGCCGAAGAUGGAGCGGAAUCGCUUGGCGCACACUGUGAAGGUCCAUUCUUGAGUCCCACCAAGAACGGAGUACAUGACGUAGAUGUGCUGCGGGUAGCCGAGACAUUUGAAGACUUGGAAGAUUGCUACGGCGCAUCAAACCUAAACCCCGAAUCCACAUUUCGUCCUCUCCCGAUCAAGAUGAUAACUGCCGCCCCGGAGCGGGGACAAAUGACGAAGCUCAUCCCCGAACUUACGAGCCGUGGCAUCAUCUACUCAAUUGGCCAUUCGGAAGCAACGUACGAAGAGGCAUCAGCUGCUGUCGCUGCAGGUGCGACAAUGAUCACUCAUCUCUUUAACGCUAUGCGACCUCUGCAUCACCGAAACCCCGGCAUUUUCGGUGUAUUGGGUCUAGCAGAAAGCUUGCCCCGCCCCUAUUUCGGUAUUAUCGCUGACGGAGAGCACUUACAUCCCACAACAAUCAAGAUCGCUUUCAACGCUCAUCCGGAUGGUUUCAUCCUUGUCACAGACUCCAUGCACCUCGUGGGUCUACCAGACGGCGCUUAUCAGUGGACCAAUGGCGAGAAUACGAGUCAUAUCUUGAAGAAGGGUAACAAGCUGAUCUUAGAGGGUACCGACCGAAUCGCUGGAAGUUCGAUAACACUCAUCGAAUGCGUGUCUAAUUUCCUCAAUUGGUCUGGCGCAAGCAUACCCCAGGCCCUAAAGGCUGUCACAACGACACCGGCUGCCAUGCUAGGGCUGCAGGGUAUCAAGGGCUGUCUCGACGACGGCGCAGAUGCGGACAUGGUCGUCUUAUCUGAGAGCCCUAAGACAGGUGGCGGUAUUGACCUCGUCGUGGACGAGGUCUGGAAAUUCGGUACCAAAGUUUUUACUCGCUAAUCCUUACGCAUAGACAAAUGUAAGAAGGGAUAGAGGGAACGGCCCAUAAGUUACCUAGACAUGAUGAGACAAUUUUGUAUUUAAAGAAUGGUUAUGGAGUUAGGUGGUCUAUUCGUAUCAACGUCAAAACGUUAUCGCGAUCGGGUUCAUAUAUCCCUAUACAUGGUAGACUGAGGAUCUGGUAUACCCCUAGUGGCUUUGUUAGAAGUAGGCCCAUUAAAGGCGUCCUGUUAAAGAGCUUUAAUUAUCAAUAAACAUGUAUAUAUUCACGUA
Annulohypoxylon maeteangense is the source of this 2249-nucleotide messenger RNA. Its product is annotated as carbohydrate esterase family 9 protein. Gene Ontology annotation, molecular function: N-acetylglucosamine-6-phosphate deacetylase activity. Gene Ontology annotation, biological process: N-acetylglucosamine catabolic process. The record is from RefSeq and is a predicted model, not a curated record. NCBI's taxonomy places the organism in Eukaryota, Fungi, Ascomycota, Sordariomycetes, Xylariales, Hypoxylaceae. The transcript has 3 exons. Bases 663 to 1976 code for a protein of 437 amino acids.